Molecule: messenger RNA, 1056 nt
Organism: Entrophospora sp. SA101
Lineage: Eukaryota; Fungi; Glomeromycota; Glomeromycetes; Entrophosporales; Entrophosporaceae
Source: the annotation of a GenBank genome assembly
AUGGAAACUAAAAAUUAUUUUAUCAGAUGGAAUAAAAAAACUGGAAUUGAAGAUAUUCAUAAAGCAACAUCUGAACUAAUCAUUAUGACAGCUUCUAAAUGUUUAUUAGGAGAAGAAGUUCGAUCAAAACUUGAUGAAACAUUUGCACAAAUAUUCCAUGAUCUUGAUGGUGGCUUUAGACCAAUAAAUUUUCUUUUUGAGAAUUUACCAACAAAAGCCAACAAAUUACGUGAUCAAGCACACAUUAAAAUGCGUAGUUUCUUUUUGGAUAUAAUGAAAUCACGUCGUGAAAGAGGUGUCACUGAUGGCACAGACAUUAUGCAAUAUUUGACAAAAGAUUGUGUUUAUAAAGAUGGAAAAAAAUUAUCAGAUGAAGAAGCAGCACAUAUUAUGAUUGCAAUGUUAAUGGCAGGUCAACAUACAAGCUCUACAACAAGUGCAUGGGCUUUUCUUUACCUUGCCCAGAGUCCAGGAUUAUUUGAGAAAUUAAGACAAGAACAAAUCAGAGUGUUGGGAUCACUUAAUGCUCCAUUAACUUUUGAGGCAUUGAAGGAGAUGACACUGCAUGACAAUGUUGUUAGGGAGACAUUGCGUUUACGACCACCUAUUCUUACGAUUAUUCGUAAAGUUAUUAGAGAUAUGAAAAUUCCAGGUACAAAUUAUGUCAUACCAAAAGAUUACUACAUCCAGGCUAUUCCAGUGGUUUCAGCAUGUUCAGAUGAAUUUUUUGAAAAUGCACAGACAUUCAAUCCUGGUAGAUGGGAGGAGUUUGAUAAGAGCAACUUAGUUAAGGAAAGGAAUGAUGAUCUUGUGGAUUAUGGAUUUGGUGUUUUGCAUUCUGCUAGUGCCAAAUCACCAUUUAUUCCAUUUGGUGCAGGACGUCAUAGAUGCAUUGGAGAAACAUUUGCAUAUUUACAAAUUAAAACAAUUAUAGCAAUAUUUGUUAGAACAUUUGAUUUAUGUUUGAUAAAUAAAAAAUUUCCAGACAUUGAUUAUACUACCAUGAUAGCUCAACCCAAAAAUCCAAUUAUAGAAUAUACUAGAAUAUUAGAAUAA